Messenger RNA from Mercenaria mercenaria, 3134 nucleotides. Its product is annotated as zinc finger CCCH domain-containing protein 15-like. The transcript has 11 exons. Gene Ontology annotation, biological process: cytoplasmic translation. Bases 82 to 1368 code for a protein of 428 amino acids. The record is from RefSeq and is a predicted model, not a curated record. Gene Ontology annotation, cellular component: cytosol. Gene Ontology annotation, molecular function: metal ion binding; mRNA binding. Lineage: Eukaryota; Metazoa; Mollusca; Bivalvia; Venerida; Veneridae.
GGUACCUGCUCUCGUACGGCUUUUAUUCCAUGUUUGAAACACACUUCCGGCAGCCAGGAUUGUGCAAGGAACAGUGAAAUAAUGCCUCCAAAGGUCAAGAAACCAAACGAACCUUCAAAGAAGACAGAGCAGAAGAAAAAGGAAAAGAUAAUAGAGGAUAAGACAUUUGGUUUAAAGAACAAAAAAGGCUCUAAGCAACAGAAGUUUAUCAAGACUGUAACACAUCAGGUGAAAAAUGCUGGACAAAAAGUUAAGCUUGAAGAGUUAAAUAAACCUGGUGAUAAGAAGGCAAAAGGAAAGGAAAUAGAUGAGUUAAAUAAAUUGUUCAAACCAGUACAGACUGUUGGAAAAGGUGUUGACCCGAAGUCUGUUGUAUGUGCUUUCUUCAAGCAAGGGCAGUGUACUAAAGGUGAUAAAUGUAAAUUCUCACAUGACCUCAACGUUUCACGGAAAUCAGAAAAGAAGAAUCUGUAUGAAGAUGUGCGUGAUGAUGAGGACAAGAUGGAAAAUUGGGACGAGCAGAAGCUUGAGGAGGUUGUCAACAAAAAGCAUUCAGAAGCAGAAAAGGCAAAACCUAAAACUUCAAUUAUUUGCAAAUUUUUUCUAGAAGCUGUAGAAAAUUGUAAAUACGGCUGGUUUUGGACAUGUCCGAAUGGUGGAAAUGAUUGUAAAUACAGACAUGCGCUGCCCCCAGGAUUUGUAUUAAAAAGAGAUCAGAAGAAAGAAGAAAAGGAAGAAAAAAUUUCUAUAGAAGAACUGGUGGAAAAAGAGAGAGCUGCACUAGGUCUGAAUACAACCAAAGUUACCUUGGAAACAUUUUUGAAAUGGAAGGAAAGAAAGCGAAAAGAAAAGAUGAAGAUUCAGAAGUCAGCACAGGAGAAAAAGAAGAGUGACUUUAAACAGGGGAAAGCAUUUGGAAUCAGUGGACGAGAAAUGUUCGAGUUCAACCCCGACCUUGUGCAGGGUGAUGAUGAAGAAGCUACGGAAGAUUACCUGGAGCGUGAGGACCAGGAAGAGGAUGAGGGCGGUGCUAAUGUUAAAGAAAUUGAUGUUGGCAUGUUUGUGCCGACUGAAAUAGAUGGCACAGGAACACGAGCAGAACAACGGACAGCAGAGACUACAGCAGAAGGGACUGUGCCCACCAUGAAUGGAGUUGUCGGUGAUGAUGAAGCAAAUAAAAUGGAUGAGGCAGGUGCAUUACCAAUGGCAACAGGCGGCACGGGAGAUACUGCCGAUGGAGCUAUCGCUAUUGCAAUGGCUGCAACAAAAGAUGGUGAUAUGAACAUUGAAAUUGACGAGGAUUUGUUUGAUGGUGAAGACCUUGAUGCUGUUGAAGAAGAUUUAGAAACGCUCGAUCUUGAAGAUUGACAUCGGCAAAAUGGUGUUAAUGUUUACACCAAGAAACCUUUGGCUACCUGGGAACUUACACUUACAUGCAUUACCAGUGCUGCCUCCUGACGGCAGUUUAAAUAUGAGCCAUGCCAUGGGAAAACCAACAUAGUGGGUGUGCGACCAGCAUGGAUCCAGACCAGCCUGCGCAUCCGCGCAGUCUGGUCAGGAUCCAUGCUGUUCGCUAACAGUUUCUCCAAUUCCAAUAGGCUUUAAAAGCGAACAGCAUGGAGCCUGACCAGACUGCGCGGAUGCGCAGGCUGGUCUGGAUCCAUGCUGGUCGCAUACCCACUAUGUUGGUUUUCUCAUGUCACGGCUCAUAUAUAGAACCACACUGUGUAUUUUAUUUGAAAAUAGCAUUUAUAAAACAAUAAUGUCAUUUUGAAUAAGAAGCAGAAAGGUAGCCAUUUAAUAUACCUGGACGUCAAAAACAAGAUGUGUUAAGUUGAAAGAAAAAUGAAUAAAGUGCUUUAGAAAAUAAGAUAAAUGAUAAUUUUAAUUUAUGAGAAAGUCAAGCAGCAGAUGUUUAUAGUCUAAACUAGCAUGGGAGUACUUUCCAUUUGAUUUCAUCCAGGUCAUGUCAUGAGGUUUUGUGAAUUAUCAUGAGGUAUAAUGAACAUGUGUUUAAAAAAAGUCAUCAUUCAUUAGUCAGUAGCUGGCAUUUGCAACUUUUUUGUUGCAGCUUUUUCUGGGUAGCCAGAGUAUAAGUUGACUGUUUCUGAGCGAGAUUUUUCUCUGUAAUACAAUACGUAUGGUGUUCCGAUAUGGCCAUUGUACUGUUGACACCUGUAGAGGUAAGGGGGAUAUUGUGUUAUCUUGCUGUCGCAUCGUUCUGUCGUGCUGUCACAUUGUGUUAUCGUAAUAUCACCCUUAUCUCUACAGGAGUGGACAGUAUGACAGUACAAUGGCCCUGUUGGAACUCUGUAAAUACCUCUUGUAUGCCAAAUGGUUGUUCAGUUUAGCAGUGACACUGACUGACAGACAGACAGACAGACAGACAGACAGACAGACAGACAGACUAGAGACCUUUUCCUUAUCUUCAGUUCAUGAAAGUAAAAAUAUAAUGUUACAUUAUGUGAAAUACUAGUCUUGUUUAACUAAAUUUGUCAGUUCAGUAUUUAAAGUUUUCAGCAUUUUGAAGAUUUUUGAUUAACAGUGAAUGAAAGUGUUCCAUUUUAGUGCAUCUGCACUUAAAGUUUUGAGUAAUAAGUUCAUGAGAAAACUGUUUCAUACACAUACAUUUAGUAAUACCUCAAGUGCUGUUAAUCUAUUGUAAUAUAGCUGUUUUUAAAGUUAAUAUACAUAAAAGUACUUAUAAUUUAAAAGUAUGACUUUGGAUAAAUGUCUAUAUACUGUCAAACUUGUGUUCUGUGGCCAUUAUAGUAACUGCAGACCUAAUUAUGGAAUUUCUGUUAUUGUUCAGAAAUUAUUUAGAAAUAACCAGGGAACUCAUUUUAUUGGAAUAUAAUAAAAAUUGAUAGGCUUCUUUUACAAUUAUAGUUCUAAUAUUAUUGAGGAAAUAAUUUAUACAUGUUGAAUUGAACACAUUGGAGUUUUCAUCACUGCCAUGAAAAUGUAUGUUUUAGUACAUUAUUGCAAAUCUUAUAGAAAAGCAAGUGUUCAUGUUGAAUAAAGGGAAGUAACUGACACAAGUUUGGCUGUAUGUUAUGGAGUGUUAUAUUUUUCUCAUUCUCUGCUCAUCCCUGUACAUUGGAAUAUGGAGAAAGUAAACAAUUUGUACAGUU